CCGGGAAGCCCAGCAGAGAGCAGGCGGGAGCAGCCGCCCCUGGUGCCCACCUCACUAAGGGCAGGACUUCUGCUUCUCGGUGCCAUGAAGCUAUUGGACUUCUGGGUCUCUUUCCGGCCAUCCCUCUUCAUUACCCUUUGCCUGCUGGUUAUCCUGAUGGCCUCUGCCUUAGUAUGCCUGGACAGCCAGUUCCCCAUCCUCAGGUGGAGGAACCCCUUGCUCAAUGACCCAGGGCAGAGUCCAUCUGUCCCCUUCAAGGAGCAGGGCAUGUGGACCGUGAACUCUGCUGGGCGCCUGGGGAACCAGAUGGGGGAAUACGCCACCCUCUACGCCCUGGCCAAGAUGAACAGGCGUCAGGCCUACAUCCUCCCAGAGAUGCACCAGCAGCUGGCGCCGCUCUUCCGCAUCACCCUGCCUGUGCUCUCCAGAUUCAUGGCUUCGAGGAUCCCGUGGAAGGACUAUGAGCUCCACGACUGGAUGACGGAGGAGUACAGGCACAUCGAGGGGAAAUACAUCUGGCUCACAGGCUACCCCUGCUCCUGGACCUUCUACCACCACCUCCGGCAGGAGAUCCUCCAGGAAUUCUCCUUCCAUGACCAUGUCAAGGAGGAGGCCAACCGGUACCUGGCCGGGCUGCGUGGGCAGCGCCGGAACGUGACCUACGUGGGCGUGCACGUCCGGAGGGGGGACUACGUCCGGGUGAUGACCAAGAAAUGGAAGGGGGUUGUGGCGGACAAGGCCUACCUGGAGAAGGCCAUGGGCUAUUUCCGGGCCAAGUACCAGGAGCCGGUCUUUGUGGUGACCAGCAACGGGAUGGAGUGGUGCCGGGAGAACAUCGACACCUCGCGGGGGGACGUGUAUUUCUCGGGGGAUGGGAAGGAGUCAUCGCCGGGGAGGGACUUUGCUCUCUUGGCCCAUUGCAACCACACGAUCAUGACCAUCGGGACCUUCGGCAUCUGGGCCAGCUACCUGGCUGGGGGGGAGACUGUCUACUUGGCUAACUACACCCUUCCUGAUUCCCACUUCCUUGAGAUAUUCAAGCCCUGGGCCACCUUCCUGCCCGAGUGGAUCGGGAUUGACGCUGAUCUCUCCCCGCUGCAGAGUGGAACAUCUGGCUAAAGGAGGUCAGCCAAUGGGAUCCACCCACCAUCGCUUGGCCGAUCGGCCCAGGAUUGGUCACCUGGGAUCCUCAAGGCAGUGGCCUACUACUGAUCUGAUAGUAAUGUUCAGAGUGAUGGUGUAUGGAGGUCAGGAUGCCAGGGUUCUCUUCCUGGCUCUGAGAGGGAAGUUGUGCCUAGUGGUUAGAGCAGGGAGGGCUGGGAGCCAGGAAACCUGG
Gopherus evgoodei (Goodes thornscrub tortoise) is the source of this 1336-nucleotide messenger RNA. Its product is annotated as galactoside 2-alpha-L-fucosyltransferase 2-like. NCBI's taxonomy places the organism in Eukaryota, Metazoa, Chordata, Testudines, Testudinidae. The record is from RefSeq and is a predicted model, not a curated record. The transcript has 2 exons. Gene Ontology annotation, cellular component: membrane. Bases 85 to 1119 code for a protein of 344 amino acids. Gene Ontology annotation, biological process: carbohydrate metabolic process. Gene Ontology annotation, molecular function: galactoside 2-alpha-L-fucosyltransferase activity.